AUGAAGGUGGAAGUCCACUCCGCAGUUGUCGAUUGGGAUGGCCCCAACGACCCAGCCAGACCAAUCAAUUGGCCGAGAAAGAAGAAGUGGCUGAACAUCUUCAGUGUCUCGUUCUUGACUUUCUUGACUCCCUUGGCUUCCUCCAUCCUGGCGCCCGCCACGGGCUUGGUCCUCAAGGAGUUUCACUCCACCAACAGGACUCUUGGCUCCUUCUCAGUCUCCAUCUACCUGAUCGGCUUCGGCCUUGGCCCCCUUAUUCUUGCCCCGUUGUCGGAGAUGUAUGGUCGCCUGCGCGUUUACCAAAUCACCACGGCCGUCUUCGUUGUGUGGAACAUCGCCUGUGCUCUAGCCCCCAAUCUUGGUGCUCUCCUGGCCUUCCGGAUGCUCGCUGGUCUGUCCGGUAGCGCUCCUAUGACGUUGGGCGCGGGCACGAUCGGUGAUCUCUUUGUUCCCCAAGAAAGAGGAUUGGUCAUGGCCAUCUGGGGGGUAGGUCCGCUCAUGGGUCCGGUGCUAGGACCGAUCGCUUGUGGUUACCUCUCCGAAGCUGCAGGAUGGCGCUGGGUCCUUUGGCUGGUUGCCAUCGUGUCAGGUGUCGCGUUGGUCUUUACCCUCCUCCUCCAGUCGGAGACCUACGAGCCUGUGCUACUCCAGCGUCAAGUCAACCGAUUGAAACAGGAAACUGGCAAUCCCAACCUCUACUCCGACAAGACUCUGAGAGUCAAUGCGAAGAACAGCAUCGUUCAAUCCAUCGUCCGACCGCUGAAAAUGCUCUUCUUGUCCCCAAUAGUAGCGCUAUUCUCAAUCUAUAUUGGAAUCGUUUUCGGUUACCUCUACCUGCUUUUCACGACAAUCACCCACAUUUACGAAACCACAUAUCACUUCACCCAGGGUAACACCGGGUUGGUCUAUAUCGGGGUCGGGGUGGGUGCUGCCAUUGGGAUGGCGAUUUUCGGCGCAUUGUCCGACAAGACCCAGAUUCGACUCACGGCGAAGAACAACGGUCAAUCAGAGCCUGAGUUCCGACUGCCUCUGCUGAUCCCGGGUAGCACCUUGGUGCCUAUCGGUCUGUUCUGGUACGGCUGGUCGGUCGACAGGCAUGUGCACUGGAUCAUGCCCAUCAUCGGGCUGGGCUGGAUCGGGUUGGGUAUGAUCGGAACGUUUUUGCCCAUCCAGUCAUACAUGGUUGAUGCGUUUGGCCCCUACGCAGCGUCUGCCGUGGCUGCAAACACCCUGGUCCGAUCAUUCGUCGGAGCGUUCCUGCCACUUGCAGGUCCCUCCAUGUAUGCGACGUUGGGGCUGGGAUGGGGCAACUCGUUGCUCGGGUUCAUUGCCUUGCUCAUGUUACCGGUGCCGGUCAUUUUCUAUUACUACGGCAAGAAGAUUCGAACGAAGUUCGAGGUUACCUUCUAG
Aspergillus fijiensis CBS 313.89 is the source of this 1410-nucleotide messenger RNA. RefSeq names its product MFS transporter. Lineage: Eukaryota; Fungi; Ascomycota; Eurotiomycetes; Eurotiales; Aspergillaceae. The transcript has 3 exons. The coding region runs from base 1 to 1410 and encodes 469 amino acids. Gene Ontology annotation, molecular function: transmembrane transporter activity. Gene Ontology annotation, biological process: transmembrane transport. The record is from RefSeq and is a predicted model, not a curated record.